This is a messenger RNA of Salvia hispanica, 2936 nucleotides long. RefSeq names its product AMP deaminase-like. Gene Ontology annotation, biological process: IMP salvage; AMP metabolic process. The record is from RefSeq and is a predicted model, not a curated record. Lineage: Eukaryota; Viridiplantae; Streptophyta; Magnoliopsida; Lamiales; Lamiaceae. Gene Ontology annotation, cellular component: cytosol. Gene Ontology annotation, molecular function: AMP deaminase activity.
GAAACACACAGGUGCAUUAUCAUUUAUCACCUCCGCCUUCAUUCAUAAACCCCUAAAACCUCCAAACCACGCGCGAUGUUUCCGCCACCGUCACCAUUUUCGCCAGUUUCGUCCGCGCAGCUGGCGGUGGCGGCGUUGUUCGGCGCCUCCGUCAUGGCUAUUUCCGCAUUCUUCAUCCACAAGCGCAGCGUCGAUCAAGUCCUCGAUCGUCUCAUCAACAUCCGCCACCGCCGCCAUCACCACCUGCUCUCCGACGAUGAACAUUGUGAGUUUUCGGAGGCUGACUACAAUUCUGAGACUGAAGAUCAUAGUAUUAAAGAUGCUGAAUCUGACGCGGUGAGGGAUUACCGACUUUCACAUUCGAUGCCUAAUUACACUGCUCUCAAUAAUGAGGAACCCGGGGUUGCUGUGCACCCGACGCUGCCAAAUUCAUUGCCUAAAUUCGAGUCGAUUUCUUCCGAUUUACCACCAGUCCGGACCGGUCAGAGGGAUGGAGAUGAGCAUUAUGUCAAUCAUUCCGGUACAAGUUUGCGGGUUGGAUCAGUUGGUAGGCUUGUCACUCCUGGAUCAACAUGUGGUUAUUCUUUUGAAGGAACAGGGGAUUCUGAUGAUGAAGGAACCGAACUUGAAAUGGAAGAGAAUGCCUCAUCCUAUCAAAACGAUACAAAUCUGAUGAGUCAAUUUCAACAGAUGCUACCUGCUCAAGCCUCAAAUGGGAUUUGCAUUCAUGUUCAAGAAUCCGAGGCAAUUGUUACUGAGGCAAAGCUUGAUACAGAUCUCACUGACAGAAAAGUUGAAAUAACUCCAGCAAAUGAUCCUGUAUCUAGCAAUAACACAUUCCCACCAAUAACUGCAUCACAUGACUCAAUAAGUGUUGAAGAACAAGAAGUCACAAGGAUGAUUCGUGAAUGUUUAGAUUUGAGGGGAAAAUAUGUUUUCAGGGAAAAUGUUGAUCCAUGGGCAAAGAGUACCGAAAAAACUGGUUUACCAGAAGUCAAAAGUGAUCCAUUUAACUUUGUCCCUGUUGAAGCAUCUUCCCAUUUCUUCAGGAUGGAAGAUGGUGUAGUGCGUGUUUAUGCCAGUGAAAAUGAUUCUGAAGAACUGUAUCCUGUUGCAAGUUCAACAUCCUUUUUUACUGAUAUGCAUCAUCUCCUGAAAGUGAUGUCUAUUGGAAAUGUCCGCUCUGCUUGCCAUCAUCGAUUACGUUUUCUUGAGGAAAAAUUUCGCCUUCAUUUGCUGGUGAAUGCGGAUAAGGAAUUUGUUGCACAGAAAAGUGCACCUCAUCGUGAUUUCUACAAUAUAAGGAAAGUGGAUACUCAUGUCCAUCAUUCUGCUUGCAUGAACCAAAAACAUCUUCUCCGGUUCAUCAAGUCAAAGUUAAAAAAGGAACCAGAUGAGGUUGUUAUCUACCGUGAUGGUCAGUAUCUUACACUGAAAGAAGUCUUUGACAGCCUGGACUUGACAGGGUAUGAUCUUAGUGUAGAUCUGUUGGAUGUACAUGCAGACAAGAGUACCUUUCAUCGCUUUGACAAAUUCAAUCUCAAGUACAAUCCUUGUGGACAAAGUAGACUCAGAGAAAUAUUUCUGAAGCAGGAUAAUCUUAUUCAAGGCCGUUUCCUUGCUGACGUGACAAAGCAGGUUCUAUCAGAUUUGGAAGCAAGUAAAUACCAGCUGGCUGAAUACCGAAUUUCGAUCUAUGGGAGGAAACAGAGUGAGUGGGAUCAACUGGCAAGUUGGGUUGUAAACAACAGAAUUUACAGUGAAAAUGCUGUUUGGUUGAUUCAGUUGCCAAGGUUAUACAACAUAUACAGAAGUAUGGGGACAGUAAGGUCCUUUCAAAACAUACUUGAUAACAUCUUCCUUCCACUUUUUGAAGUCACAGUGGAUCCAAAUUCCCACCCUCAUUUGCAUCUCUUCUUAUUGCAGGUUGUAGGCUUUGACAUGGUUGAUGAUGAAAGUAAACCUGAGAGGCGGCCAACUAAACAUAUGCCAACUCCAUCACAAUGGACAAAUGAUUUCAAUCCUGCCUUUUCUUAUUAUGCUUAUUAUUGCUAUGCAAAUUUGUUUACACUUAACAAGCUUCGUGAAUCAAAAGGUUUACCAACAAUAAGAUUUCGGCCUCACUGUGGAGAGGCUGGUGAUGUGGACCAUUUAGCCGCUGGGUUUCUCCUAUGUCAUAAUAUAUCACAUGGAAUAAACUUGCGGAAAUCUCCAGUCUUGCAAUAUCUGUACUAUCUAGCUCAGAUUGGUUUAGCAAUGUCGCCACUCAGCAAUAACUCACUCUUCUUGGACUAUCAUCGCAACCCAUUUCCAAUGUUCUUCCAACGCGGCAUGAAUGUGUCCCUUUCAACUGAUGAUCCUCUACAAAUCCAUUUGACUAAGGAGCCUCUCGUUGAGGAAUAUAGUGUAGCUGCAAAGGUAUGGAAACUCAGUUCCUGUGACCUUUGUGAGAUUGCCAGAAAUUCUGUUUAUCAGUCUGGAUUCCCUCAUGCUUCAAAGUUGCACUGGCUUGGAGAUGAUUACUUUAAAAGAGGCACUAAAGGAAAUGUAAUACACAAGACUAAUGUGCCAAAUAUUAGGAUCGACUUCAGAUAUGAGACAUGGAAGGCGGAGAUGCAGUAUGUGUAUUCCGGGAAAGCUAUAGUGCCAGAGGAGAUCGAACACUAAUUCGGCAGAAUUUUUACACAAUUUUACAUCCUUGAGAUAUAAGCGCCAGCUACAUUUCCACAGAAUAUGCUUAAAGGUUGAAGAGUUGGACGAUAUUCAUAAGAUGUGUAGCUUGUGUGGUAAUCCAUUUGAGCAAGUAUUCUCGCAGUUGCGCCCUGCCAAUUUUGCUUCUGUAGUUGUUUAGCUCAAAUUUGAACGAUGAUUAGAAUUAUGAAUAUGCAACGUUUUCUCCCGUGGAGUCACACUAAUCUAAUCUAUAUAUUGGUGUA